AUGGCCGCAGCGUGUGGCUGUCGCUCUCUUCUCUCGAGAGAUAUGCCGCGACGCUUUCCCAUGUGUGUUGCUUCGGGGACAAUGUGCCGGCGGCUGUGCGAUUGCCGGAUGGAGGGAGAGGAGCGGAGGGAAUUGCGUGAGCGCCGCUGUCAGGAGUCGCGCUGGGCGUCUUGCCGCAGAGCGCACUGCCCGCCCAGCCCAGCACCGCCCUGUCGGGCACCCUCUAUCACUCCGCAGCAUCGUAGUCGACGCCACCAGCACACGGCGAGGCAGCGGAUGCCACCACCGUCACGAGUGCGACCGGAGGGGACACGUCCGCUGUUGCGUUCCGAGGAGUCACACCGUGUGGCACAGCGGCGUGCCCAAAACCUCCUCGCGGACUCCGCACACGACACCGGGCAGUGGACGCUGAGUGUUUGCGUCGUGGAGGACACCGCGGUGGAAUCCCUCCUUUCCUCCGGGUGGACGGUCGGCUGA
Molecule: messenger RNA, 477 nt
Organism: Trypanosoma cruzi
Lineage: Eukaryota; Euglenozoa; Kinetoplastea; Trypanosomatida; Trypanosomatidae
Exons: 1
Coding region: 1-477 (158 amino acids)
Source: RefSeq, a predicted model, not a curated record